This is a messenger RNA of Micropterus salmoides (largemouth bass), 3030 nucleotides long. RefSeq names its product solute carrier family 17 member 9-like. Gene Ontology annotation, molecular function: transmembrane transporter activity. The coding region runs from base 40 to 1401 and encodes 453 amino acids. NCBI's taxonomy places the organism in Eukaryota, Metazoa, Chordata, Actinopteri, Centrarchiformes, Centrarchidae. The record is from RefSeq and is a predicted model, not a curated record. Gene Ontology annotation, cellular component: membrane. The transcript is spliced from 13 exons. Gene Ontology annotation, biological process: transmembrane transport.
AGUUGCACUGAUCACGGAGAAGACACCACUGUUGUCUGAAUGGCUGAAAAGCACACAUCAGGAGAUAGGAAUGGCUUGGAUCCUAAGGUUUACACAGCCACAAAUUCUACUGAAGAAGAGCAAGAAGACCAAAACCUGUGGCCCAGACCUCUGUCUCAAAAAUGGACCCUGACGCUGUUUAUGGGCACCUGCCUCCUCUACUGUGCCAGGAUGGCAAUGCCAAUCUGUGCAGUGUCAAUGGCAACCUCUUUUCACUGGAGCAAGAUCGAUUCUGGCCUGGUUCUGGGUGGUUUCUUCUGGGGUUACUGUUUGACACAGAUCCUGGGAGGACACACCAGUGACAAAGUGGGAGGAGAGCGUGUCCUGUUCAUAUCUGCGGCCUCGUGGGCUCUGAUCACAGCUGGCACUCCUCUUCUGGCCCAGAUAGGCUCUCACACCCUCGCUCUCAUGACUAUGGCCAGGUUCCUUAUGGGACUACUGCAGGGCAUUUUUUUCCCAUCUUUGGCCAGCCUUUGCUCACAGCGUGUAGUGGAAGAACAGAGAGGGUUUAUAAUGAGCACCAUGCACAGUGGUAGCUAUCUUGGAACAUUGUUAGCUGGUGGGAUGGGGUCCCUGAUGCUGGACCUGUACGGCUGGGAAAGCAUGUUCUACAGUAUUGGUAUCUUGUCCGGACUCUGGGCACUCUUUGUUUGGCUGUUUUUCUUAAAAGGUUACGUUGCUCCCAAGCGGAAAGAAACAAGCAAAGACUCACAAUGGAGUUUGUCAAGAACACGCUGGCAGAGUCUUUUGAAGAAGCCACCUAUCUGGGCCAUGGUGUUUGCUCACAUGUGCAUAUGCAGCACAAACUACACUUUAUUGUCAUGGUUGCCAACAUACUUUAAAGAAUCAUUUCCACAUGCCAAGGAAUGUGUAUAUAAUGUAACUCCAUGGCUAGUUGCAAUUCCAUCAGCAUUUGGUGGAGGAUAUGUUUCAGAUUUUCUUAUCAGACAAGGAUAUCGUGUAGCGUCCGUUAGAAAGAUAAUGCAGUUCUUUGCCAUGGGUGUAUCGAGUAUUUUUAUUAUGCCUCUGUCUGGAGCGGUCACAUUUACUUCUGCCGUGAUUUGCGUCUCUGGUACCAUCGGUUUGUCAACCUUCACCAGCAGUGGAGUGUCUGUGAAUGUCCAGGAUCUCACCCCAUCAUGUGCCGGUGCCAUCUAUGGUUUCAUGAAUAUGUUGGGUGCUUUUAUGGGACUGGUGUUGGUCUCCGUGUCAGGUUACCUGAUUGAGGUCACGCUGUCGUGGGCCACGGUGUUCUCCCUCAUCACUUUAGUAAAUGCCACCGGCCUUGGGAUUUUUGUCAUCUUUGGAGAUGUUCGUCGGGUUGACCAGGAUGAUAACAGCCAGCCAAUAAUUGUGAUUUGACCCAGACAUUUUGUUGCAAAUACCAGUCUGUAUCUGAUUUGUGAGACUGGACAUUGCAUGUAAAUGUCUAUCCAGAUUUGAUCACAAUUUGUCAAAAUGAGAGUUAAUUUUUAUUUAUUCUUAUUUAAAUUGGCUGCAGAAAAAAAAACACACUGUACAGUAUAGUGUACAGUAUAUAUAGAAAUGACUGAAGUGUUGGAGGGUAUGAAGAUGUUUUCUUUGUCAUUGCUCUGACAAAGGAUUCACAAUUUUGCUGAAGUAUUUGGAAAUACUGCAGAUCAGAUUGCCUCUCUUGAAAAUGAAGGUACCACCUUUUUUUGUUUUUGUGCAGUUGUCUCUCUGGAUACACUGUCUGCUAAAUGUGACUGCAUUGUACAAAUGUUUAUGACUAUUCAUAUUUAAUGUAGAAAGUGUAAUUUCCACAAAAAUGUUUACAUUAACAAUAGCUACAUGCAACAUGCAAGCUGCUGGUGACUAAAUCUAAAAACAUGGAACAUGUUAAGACAACAAUAUAGCCAAACUCUUAUCAGGGCAAAUUGAGAUCUUCACCAAAGAUAUUUAAAAUGAGCUCUGGUAUAUGUAUUUAUAAUGAAAAUAAUAUAAAUAUUUAUUGAACUCUUUUAGAAAGUGUUUUUUGUGGCAUUGUACAGUUUGGCUUUUGUAAACUGUCAAACUUUUGUACAUACGUUUUUGAUUCAUCUAAAUGUUAAUGACAUGGUUUAUUCCCAAAAAGACUCUUUUUGACAGAAAAUGUUUGUGUUUUUUUAUGUGUGUUGCUUUAAUCGAGUGAAAUGUUUAAAAUAAUGAAUUUGAUUGUAUUGAUCCACCAAACUGUAGUUCAAUCUGCUAAAAGCUGUCAUCCAUGUUUCUUAAAAUUUCUUAAUUUCCAUUGAGUACUCUUAGAUAACACUGGAAAUCCAUGGCACAAAUAAUUUAUUGGUGUAGAAAUACAACAGCCCUGAGAUGGACUGGUGACCUGUCUGGGGUGUGCCCCGCCUUUUGCCCGAUGUUGACUGGGUUUGGCUCCAGGAUAAGCGGUUGACGAUGAAUGGAUGGAGAAAUACAACACAUUACCAAGGAGUAUGAACCACAAACCCAUCAUUUCCCAUAUAGCUGCAUGUACUGUACAUACAGAGAUCACAUUUGCUAAGAAGGAGAUGUAGUAAAAAACUAAAUAAUGUUAAGGAAUUACCAAAUCAUCAAUACAUGACAUAUGUACAUUACUUGUACAAAUAAAAAGAAAUGAAAAUUAGACAUAACUUAUAAAAAAUCCCUUCCCCUUACCAAGUUAACAAUAAUUUACUUCCAUUAUUUUAGACUCUCAGACCAUUUACACUGCCCUCUUUUUUGUUAACUUUGAGAGUCCAGUCAAACAAGUUCAUACAAUAUCAAUAACAGGGCAAAAUACUGAAUUAGACUAAAAUAUUAUUCAAAUAUUUUUUAUUAUCUGAAUAGCGUCCUCCACCGGCACCUGAACAUCGGAGUGCUGGUUUACUGUAAAAUAAAUAACCUGAGUUAGGUCUUUCAAAAGGAGCAAAUGCAAUCAUAAGUUAUUCCUCUGCUAACAAAUGUGAUGAGGAAGGUUGAAACUCCUCAAACAGCAGCGUUAUUAUCAAGGUGGAGGUCACA